AUGUCUCGAAUGACGGAGCAAAUCGAUCACGGUCCAGAAGUCGUGCGAGAAUCGUACCAUCCAACUUUGGAAUCCGUGCAACAUUCACACCAUGUUCUGAACAACCAGUACAAUAGCCCGAUAGCAGCAUCACCUCAUUCAUAUCCUUUUCCAAGCGCCAACGAGAAAACGCCCAACAUCUCCAGCACUGGAAGCCACGUUGACUCGAAGCCAACUUCGGAGAUUGGUCUCAACACCACACGCGUGGACGCUCCGAGCAAGACGCGUGGACCUAGGGGUUUGAGCAGUGUUGCUUUCGGGCUCCUUGUUGCUUUGAUCACAGCCGUUGUGGUUGGCGGAGCCGUUGGCGGAGGAGUCGGCGCUGUAGCUGCGAGGAAGAAUAACGACCUUAACAAAGCUAACGAAGCGCUCGUUGUUGCUCAAGCGGCCAUACAAGACCUGAGCCAGAACCAAACCCAGAGUUCAGAUACCACAACAACCAACUGUACAAACAACUUGACCAAUGGAACUGGGGUGAUAACGACAGCAGAUCUCACAAACUAUACUGUUGCACCAGCGCUCAGCGUGGAAAAUGUGUUCCUAGACUGCCCCAACAUCGCUUCCAGCCAAUUUACCACCACGCAGAAUGAAAAGUUCUCCUUGUACUGCGGAAGCGCAUGGCUUUCCGGGUUGGAGGCUGCACAAGGUGGUGUAGUUGCUGACAUGGUCCAUAUUGUGGCGUACUCUGUGCAAGAUUGUCUGGAAGCAUGCUCUGGCUUUAAUUAUGAGCAGCGGAAAUGGAACGGCACGGCAAGAUGCCGAGCGAUGAAUUUCAGGGCUAAUAUGGCGGAGAAAGUUGAAGCGAUUGGCGGCAAUUGUUGGUUGAAAAAUGAUACGGUUAAGGAUAUCGGAGCUGCCCCAACAGCAGAUGGAGUUAUCAGCGGCCAGAUUGUUGAAUAG
Molecule: messenger RNA, 939 nt
Organism: Exophiala bonariae
Lineage: Eukaryota; Fungi; Ascomycota; Eurotiomycetes; Chaetothyriales; Herpotrichiellaceae
Exons: 3
Coding region: 1-939 (312 amino acids)
Source: RefSeq, a predicted model, not a curated record